AAUUCCUACAUCGUCUAUCAUCCCCAUUGAAUUUUCCAAUAAAAAAUGGACAGUGAAAAAAUCGUUGCUUGCAUUAUUGCCGUGUUCUUGCCUCCAUUGGCGGUGUUCAUGAAGGUGGGAGCCACUUCUCCUUUAUGGGUUAACCUUGUGUGUUGUAUCUUCUUCUGGUUCCCAGCUAUUUUACAUGCGUUAUACGUUGUGUUGAAGGAUUAAAUUACUCAAUUGAAGGCUCGAGACUCGGGCUGUUAGAAGACCGUGUCUGAUGUAGGGCAUGUUGAGAGUCGUCUUUUGUGACUGUAUAGUUAAUAUAUACCUUUUG
Molecule: messenger RNA, 319 nt
Organism: Yamadazyma tenuis ATCC 10573
Lineage: Eukaryota; Fungi; Ascomycota; Pichiomycetes; Serinales; Debaryomycetaceae
Source: RefSeq, a predicted model, not a curated record